Medicago truncatula (barrel medic) is the source of this 1949-nucleotide messenger RNA. RefSeq names its product pentatricopeptide repeat-containing protein At2g17670. The record is from RefSeq and is a predicted model, not a curated record. Bases 79 to 1482 code for a protein of 467 amino acids. The transcript is spliced from 2 exons. Gene Ontology annotation, molecular function: protein binding. Lineage: Eukaryota; Viridiplantae; Streptophyta; Magnoliopsida; Fabales; Fabaceae.
UGUCGUAAAUAAACAGAGUCUCGCUCUGAAAAACCCUAAACCCUUGUAAGCAAAAAUCUGAACGAAGAAGAAAGCAGUAUGGGAAAAAUUCCUCCUUCAUUUCGAUCUGCACUCUCAAACCCUAAUUUGAUUCACCGUUCAUCUUCAUUGAUUCCUUCUUCUCCCAAACCCCAUCAUUUUCCUAACAAAACCCGAAAACCCCAUCAAAAACAACAACAAUCUCAAUCUCAAUCUCAAUCUCCAAAACCCGUUUCUGUAUUCAAAUCCCCAAAUCUCCAAGAAGCCAAAAGCAUCUUCAAUUCCUUCGUCAACAGUUCCAAUGCUCCUAUUGAUUCCCGUUUUCAUAAUUCCCUUCUUCAAUCCUACGCUUCAAUUUCCACCAUUAACGAUUCCAUUGCUUUUCUUCGUCAUAUGACAAAGACCCAUCCUUCAUUCUCACCUGAUAAAUCUACUUAUCAUAUCUUACUUACCCAUUGCUGCAAAUCAACUGAUUCCAAGUAUUCUACACUUUCCCUAAUUCAUCAAACCCUAAAUUUGAUGGUUUCUGAUGGGAUCAGUCCUGAUAAAGGUACUGUUGAUUUAGCUGUUAGGUCACUUUGUACUGCGGAUCGUGUUGACGAUGCUGUUGAAUUGAUCAAAGAGCUGUCUUCCAAGCAUUGUAGUCCUGAUAUUUACUCUUACAAUUUUCUUGUUAAGAAUUUAUGUAAGUCUCGCACUUUGAGUUUGGUUUAUGCUUUUAUUGAUGAAAUGCGUACUAAGUUUGAUGUCAAGCCUAAUCUUGUUACUUAUACUAUUUUGAUUGAUAAUGUCUGUAACACUAAGAAUUUGCGUGAGGCGACGAGGUUGGUGGAUAUUCUCGAAGAGGAAGGUUUUAAGCCUGAUUGUUUUCUUUAUAAUACCAUUAUGAAAGGUUAUUGUAUGCUGAGUAGAGGGAGUGAGGCCAUUGAGGUUUAUAAUCGAAUGAAGGAGAAGGGUGUGGAGCCUGAUCUUAUUACUUAUAAUACUUUGAUUUUUGGGUUAUCAAAAUCUGGUCGGGUUUCAGAAGCUAAGAAGUUAUUGCGUGUUAUGGCGGAAAAGGGUCAUUUCCCUGAUGAGGUAACUUAUACCUCUCUGAUGAAUGGGAUGUGCAGGAAAGGGGAGACCUUGGCUGCAUUGGCAUUGUUGGAAGAGAUGGAAAUGAAGGGCUGCAGUCCGAAUACGUGCACGUAUAACACGCUGCUUCAUGGGUUGUGUAAGUCUAGGAUGUUUGAUAAGGCCAUGGAAUUGUAUGGUGCGAUGAAAUCGGAUGGUCUGAAGCUUGAUAUGGCUUCUUAUGCUACGUUUGUCAGGGCACUGUGUAGUGUUGGUAGAGUUGCGGAUGCUUAUGAAGUGUUUGAUUAUGCAGUCGAAAGCAAGAGUUUGUCAGAUGUCGCUGCUUACUCUACAUUGGAAAGCACACUUAAAUGGUUCAAGAAAGCAAAAGAAGAAGGCCUUAAAUUUUAAUUGGUGGUUUGUGUUAGUGCUGCUGGCUAGGAUGUAAAAGUUAGUUUCAAAGGUUACAGGCCUAACUCAAUACGGUGCAUUCCAAAGCCACUGAUACAAUUUUAUUAGGUACUUGAUUACUGGUACACUUUUCCCAAAUUUUCUAUAAUAUUUGUUCCAGCAAAGCCCAUAAGCAGCAUUUUUAAUUUACCGAUAUUCAUUUCAAUGUCAUAAGCUGUACUUAUACCAUUGUAGUUCACUUUGUAUGGGGUAUGCAUAUUGAAAUGAAAUUACGAAUAAUUUUUCAAUCAUAGAGAAGGAAUGAUUGAGAUAUUAGGAGAAGAAGUGAGGAUACCGGCUCUUUGUGCUUGUGUUUUUCAUUUUUUGGUGCAUGACGGGGAGGGGGGAGGGAGGCAGUUCUAACCAGUUAUACUAUGUGUAUAAGAGUAAUCCCCUCUAUGUAAAGUACUAUUUUAUCAUUCUGGCAA